This is a messenger RNA of Eruca vesicaria subsp. sativa (arugula), 171 nucleotides long. The record is from the annotation of a GenBank genome assembly. Lineage: Eukaryota; Viridiplantae; Streptophyta; Magnoliopsida; Brassicales; Brassicaceae.
AUGAACGGUGAUGGUGAAGGGGUCGUAGCAGCUUCUUCAGACCCACCUCCGCCUAUGGAAUGGAGAUUCUCUCAGGUCUUCUAUGAACGAAGCACCUGUGAAGAAGUUCACGAAGUCGUUCAAGUUGAGACCGCUGACGCCACCGCUGGAGUUGUUCAUACAUCCUUAUAG